Messenger RNA from Paramecium pentaurelia, 722 nucleotides. The record is from the annotation of a GenBank genome assembly. Lineage: Eukaryota; Ciliophora; Oligohymenophorea; Peniculida; Parameciidae.
AUGUCAAAAAAUAAUAAAUUAAUAAAUGUGGCUAAAUACUUAAGAAGGUUCUUUUAUAAAGUUCAGAAUUUCAUUGAAUAUAGAAUGUUAGUGAAUUAGAAACAUAUAUUAUUUGUUGGAGGGAAUCAAAACCCAUUGACACCCAUGUUAUAUUAAUAAUUUUAUUAAAACUGGCAAAUUGGACAUUUGGGUUUAUAAUAUGAAUUACCUAUGAAACCUAAUUUCUUAGUUAAUUAGGAAGAUGAUUUAUAGAAAUUGGUUGAAUAAGCCAAAACACAUAGUAAUCAUUAUGAUGCAAUCAUUAUUUUGGAAGACAUUAAUAAGUAGAUGAAUUUUAUAUGUAUAAUCUCUAUAAAGUUGAAGUCAACAGAGCUUUAAUAGCAUCUCAUUUAGCAACAAAAAUACUUGCAUCAAAUGGGAUGCUUUGUUAUACUGUAGAUUCAAAAAGUUAUGUUGAAUCAAAAUUACCAUCUCAAUAGCCAACAGUAAAAGUAAUGAAGGAUUGUUAGAUUGCACAUUUAUGCACUAAUUUAGGUUAGAGAGAUGAUUUAGAAACUGAUUCUCUUGGUGUUGGAGCUUUAAUCGAUGAUAAUAAAUUACAUGAUAUUGUUAAAUAUUUAAAACUAUGGGCUGAUGGAAUUAAAAGACCAGCAAAUGAAACAUUUGCUCAUUUUUAAUAUAGUACACAUUCUACACCUAUUGUUUAUCCUGAGUUAUUAUGA